Molecule: messenger RNA, 1137 nt
Organism: Colletotrichum spaethianum
Lineage: Eukaryota; Fungi; Ascomycota; Sordariomycetes; Glomerellales; Glomerellaceae
Product: sorbose reductase SOU1
Exons: 4
Coding region: 1-1137 (378 amino acids)
Biological process (GO): D-sorbitol catabolic process
Molecular function (GO): zinc ion binding; L-iditol 2-dehydrogenase (NAD+) activity
Source: RefSeq, a predicted model, not a curated record
AUGUCAAGCGUUCAAGUUCAGACUUCCGUCCUUCACGGCGCGAAGGACCUCAAGAUCGAACAAAGAGAACUCCCAGCACUCGCGCCGGGCGAGGUCCAGGUUGCCGUCAAGGCCACGGGGCUCUGUGGCUCCGACCUGCACUACUUCAACCACUUUCGCAACGGCGACAUCCUCGUGCGGGAGCCGCUCACCCUUGGCCACGAGUCCAGCGGCGUCGUCACCGCCGUUGCCCCGGACGUUUCCAAUCUCGCCGUGGGCGACCACGUCGCGCUCGAAGUCGGCCAGCCGUGCGAGGCCUGCGAGCUCUGCGUCUCGGGGCGGUAUAACAUUUGUAAAGAGAUGAAGUUCCGCAGCUCCGCAAAGGCGUUUCCCCAUGCCCAGGGAACUCUUCAAGAGCUGGUCAACCACCCGGCCAAGUGGUGUCACAAGCUCCCGGAAUCCGUUUCGCUCGAGUUCGGCGCCCUCGCCGAGCCCCUCUCCGUUGCCAUGCAUGCCCGCGACCGCGCGAGGCUUCCCAGCGGCUCGACCGUGCUCGUCUUCGGCGCCGGCGCCGUGGGCCUGCUGUGCGCCGCCGUCAGCAAGGCUGACCAGCAGCGCGUAGUCAUCGCCGAUAUCCAGGCAGACCGCGUGCAGUUCGCCAUCGACAACGGCUUCGCCGACGCCGGCGUCGUCGUGCCGGCGCUGCGCCCGCAGACGAUCGAGGACAAGCUGGCCUACGCCAAGGACGUCGCCGAGCUGGUCAAGCAGGCCAAGAUUGGCGGCGAGGAGGUAGGCGAGGUGAAUGCGACGUACGAGUGUACUGGCGUGGAGACUUGUAUGCAGACGGCCAUCUUUUCCACUCGCCCGGGAGGAAAGAUCCUCAUCAUCGGCAUGGGUACGCCGAUCCAGACGCUCCCCAUCUCGGCCGCGGCGCUGCGCGAGGUCGACUUCAUCGGCGUCUUCCGCUACGCAAACACAUACCCUAAGGCCAUCGACCUGAUUGCGACCAAGCCCAAGGGCCUGCCGGCGCUGGAGAAGUUGUUCACGCACCGUUUCAAGGGGCUGAGCACAAUCAAGGACGCCUUUGACAUGGCGGCUAAGGUGAAGGACGAAAGUGGGAACUUGGUGUUGAAGGUUCUUGUAGACACGUCAAAUUAG